CGGGCCCCGGACCCUCGUGCGGACGGUCCUGUGCGUGGACGGGGGCUGGGUAGCGGCGGGCCGGACCCCUUCUGACCCAGGUCCCGCCGGCGUCAGGCGCGGACAUGGCCCAGAACCUGAAGGACUUAGCGGGACGGCUGCCCGCCGGCCCGCGCGGCAUGGGCACGGCGCUGAAGUUGCUGCUGGGCGCCGGCGCCGUGGCGUACGGCGUCCGCGAGUCCGUGUUCACCGUGGAAGGCGGGCAAAGAGCCAUCUUCUUCAACCGCAUCGGUGGCGUGCAGCAGGACACCAUCCUGGCCGAGGGCCUUCACUUCAGGAUCCCCUGGUUCCAGUACCCCAUCAUCUACGACAUCCGGGCCAGACCCCGAAAAAUCUCCUCUCCCACAGGCUCCAAAGAUCUGCAGAUGGUGAACAUCUCCCUGCGGGUGCUGUCUCGGCCCAACGCACUGGAACUUCCCAGCAUGUACCAGCGCCUGGGGCUCGACUACGAGGAGCGAGUGCUGCCGUCCAUUGUCAACGAGGUGCUCAAGAGCGUGGUGGCCAAGUUCAAUGCCUCCCAGCUGAUCACCCAGCGGGCUCAGGUGUCCCUGCUGAUCCGACGGGAGCUGACCGAGAGGGCCAAGGACUUCAGCCUCAUCCUGGACGAUGUCGCCAUCACAGAGCUGAGCUUCAGCCGAGAAUACACAGCUGCUGUCGAAGCCAAACAAGUGGCCCAGCAAGAGGCCCAGCGAGCCCAGUUCUUGGUGGAAAAGGCGAAGCAGGAGCAGCGGCAGAAGAUCGUGCAGGCAGAGGGGGAAGCUGAGGCCGCCAAGAUGCUUGGGGAAGCGCUGAGCAAGAACCCUGGCUACAUCAAACUGCGCAAGAUCCGGGCGGCCCAGAACAUCUCCAAGACGAUCGCCACGUCACAGAAUCGUAUCUAUCUCACUGCUGACAACCUCGUGCUCAACCUGCAGGACGAGAGCUUCACGCGAGGAAGCGACAGCCUCAUCAAGGGUAAGAAAUGAGCCUGCUGAGUGAGAGCUUCCCCGAGACGACAUGGAGCCACCUCUCCCUGGUCUUGGAGGAGUCAGCUCGGGGGUCCCUGGACGCCCCUCGCCUGCCCAGCAUCAUGAUGGUCCCUCUGCCCCUCCUCCCCACCCCUCCCGGAUUGUUGAAGGACUGGCCCUUUGUUCAGGGAAACUGUCCUCUCGUCUCGUCCCAGGGUGUUGGAACCAAGUGUGAUUGAGUUCUCAGUGAUUUAUUCCGUACCGGGUGAGUUCCUUCCCUCGAGGCUGGGAGGAGAGAACUGUCGCCCCAGGAAUUCUCAAUAAAUUUUUAUUAUGCAAACCGAA
Echinops telfairi (small Madagascar hedgehog) is the source of this 1331-nucleotide messenger RNA. RefSeq names its product prohibitin 2 (gene PHB2). The transcript has 10 exons. Gene Ontology annotation, biological process: mitochondrion organization. Bases 105 to 1004 code for a protein of 299 amino acids. The record is from RefSeq and is a predicted model, not a curated record. Gene Ontology annotation, cellular component: mitochondrion; membrane. Lineage: Eukaryota; Metazoa; Chordata; Mammalia; Afrosoricida; Tenrecidae.